AUGUCACAAUAUCCGAAUUACUUCGGCCAUAACACGCACCAAACGGGCCAAGCGGUAUACAAUACCUACCAACAAUCGCAAGGACAUUCGUAUCCAACCUCGACCGCCUCCUCGCAAUACCAGCACACUGCGACGGCUAGCGGUAACUCAUAUGGUUCGAACCCUUGGUAUAGGGCAGAUGGAAACCACACCGCGUACGGAACCUCAGUGGGCGCGCCGAGAAUCAGUAAUUCAGACCAGACCAGAACCACCAGCAUCCGCACUUCUGGCCUCCCUCAAUACAAUUUGUCCUUGAACAACUCCGGCUACGCCACCAAUAUCUGCACAACUGAUCCCUUGGGGAAUACUACAUCUUAUGGAAGCAGUGCGAACACGACUCGUCAGCCCCAAAUGCAGUAUUCUACAACGCAAGACUAUUCGGUUGCUCAAAAUGCAUACGCCGGUCAAGCACGACCGCCAUCGGUUAACUCCGUCUCUUCGGGACGAGUAACAAGUCACCAACGCCAGUCGCCCUCUGUGCAUGAUCGACAACAACACGAGCAAAGUCAACACGCGAUUUCGAACCUUCAGCAACCGCAACGAGUACAAGAUCCAAUCCAGAGGUCUACAAGUCCUGCCCAGUUACAAGCGUCAAGGAACCUUCAGAAUGUCAGUCGCGGCUACGGUGACCAAUGGCUGAUUAGCAGGACGUUGCCCGCUGUCACUCAACCUGCAUCAAGCAUGCACCCCUCGUUGUUUGCUCCGGUUGAGCCACAAGCCAUUACGGUGGACCCCACACAGGUCUACGACCCCCGGGCCGAACAUCAGCGUCGACUCGAAGCGGCACGGUUACAGGCAGCCGAGGAGGAGGCGACGCGUGCUGCGCAAGAAGAUGAAGAGAAGCGGUUAGCGCAAGAAGCCGAAGAGAAGAAACAGGCAGAGGGAGCGGAACGUGCACGUAAGGAAGCCGAGCGCAAAGCGGAAGAAGCAUGGCGCAUCAAGACCGCAGAGCCAAAGAAAAAGAAGACGCAGAAGAAGAAACCGGUGGAAGAGGACGACGCGGCACAGUUCAUGGCGCUCGUGGCGCGGAUGAAAGAGAAGAAUCCGUCUCUGUUGGCCCAGAUGUUAUCAGAGACGAAGACGGAUCUCUCUCCGGCCGCGUCAUCCACCGCGCCUAAACAAUCGUCGAAGCCGCUGGGUGGUUUCGGUGCGGCGAACCGUGCUAAACCUUUGCCAGCUCAGGCAAGGCCCACCCCUGCACCCGCCCUUCCCUGCCCGACGAUCCCGACAUCCACACCUAUACCCGGCCAAAAGUCUACCAGACCUCCGGGGACGACAGUCUGGCCAAUUGAAAAGAAGGGAAAGAUCUCGGAGGCCGCGGCGCAGUACCUAAAUGGCAUCCCUACCAAUGCCGGAAAUCCCGUCACAAAGGAACUGGUACACGCAAUGCUAGACGAUAAUCCAUCUUAUAUCGGGUUGUGCGAUCGACUGGAACGCAUGGGGCUGCGCCUAGAAAGAGGCACCUUUGCUAGGACAUUGCUCUCUGCAGCCCCGGAUGUCAAUGCUGCAGCCCCACAGAAGACAGCUGCUCCCCACGGCGUAGCUAGUCCUACUAUUCCGCCGCCGAUUCCGCUUCAACCGCACACGCAGGCGACACCGUGGCUUCCAUCAGCUCAGGAUAUCAGCUCAUUCCCGCAUCCAGGGCAAGGUGGACCCGCUUAUGGCGAACCAAGCCAGGGUGUUAUUCAGAGUCCAUACUUCGUCAACCGGCCGGAGCCAAGUCCUGGUAUCGCAAGUAGCGUAGACUCCCCUGCCUCCUCGAAGCCGAGGACAAAGGUUACUACGCUACCCAAACCCAUUCGGUUAGACGAGAAACACCCAGUCAAACCACCGGCAACCAAGGAAGAAGCUGCACGAAAACGCAACUUCUCCGAGAUCGCGGAUCUAUCGAUGAUGAGCAGUGAUGAAGACGACCUACCGCCGUUGAAGAUGAUGAAACUGGCCCCGUAUACCGUUCAAUACGCAACCCAGCCUCCAUACCCACGUCCGAACCAAGGCCAAGUAGUGAAUGGUGCUUCAAACAUCGACCCUCAGAUUCAGAGUCAAGCGGAUCAAAAUGGGCAGAUGCAUAUGGUGAUGAAUGCGCCGACUCUGGCGUCCAACACGUAUCGACCUCAUAUCAGUGACGAUGUGAAGCUAGCGGAUCCAAUUCAGCGACAGGACGCUAUUCGUCGGUCACACUAUAAUGUGAAGACCAUUGCGCGGGAUGUGCUUAUUGCUACCGGCAAGUGGCCGGACCUACGAGCUCUCAACUAUCACUUGGAACCCUUGCGGCAGAAUAUGCGACAAAUCGACGGCAACUCCGAUUUGAGUACGCUCCACUGGAACAUUAUUGACCCCGGGGAGCCGGAUGAUCUUCAACAAGAUAAUGCCGAUUCGGUGAUAUCUGAUGCAGAUGACGAGGGCGAGGAAACCGUGAACAUGAAUGUCUUGGUUCCGCGUGAGCAGAGCGUCACAACUGUUGGUUCUGCAGAGUCAGCUCGGCCACAUCACGUGGGCAUCAAACCGCGGAGGGGACGACCUCCACCUGCAGGACGCAGACAAGCACCUGGAUCUCACUUCGUCAAUUAUUCCGACAGCGCCAGGCCCAGUGCGCAUUUGUCGCAACCGAAUCCGAAACCGAAGCCUCAAGCCAUCAAUAAUUCCCCCGGUCCAGCUGGCGGUAUGGGCUACGCUGCAUUUCGCUCCCACCAAGUUGAUGCGGACGGCAACCCUGUCAAAAAGAAAGGUCGACCAGUUGGGUGGAGGAAGAGUAUCCACUCCAAAGCCGUUCAAGGCCAACACCACUCCGGCCCGCCAUCUCAAGCUGCAACAAACUCCGGUGCCGUACACAGUCCGCAUCUUGCACGAAUUGGCACGGGUGGGAUUCUGAUGGUUAACGCCCGUCUAGGUCAACAUGAGUCCCCCGCAGCCGCAAAACGCCUGCGAAGCCCCGGGCGGCUGGAGUUUGCGUGCCGGUGGAAAGGAUGCGGCGCCAGUCUCCAUAACUUGGAGACGUUGAAAAAGCAUGUCCUGAAGAUGCAUGGCAAGCCGGACGAGGCCAGCCGCAAAUUCGCGUGCGCGUGGCAAGGCUGCGGGAAGUACCCCGAGCUUUCGACAUUUCCGCUAUUCUGGCAACAUAUCGACGACUCACACCUGAUUCCACUGUCAUGGACGCAUGGCGACGGCCCUGUCAGCGGGGUCUCAGACUAUGACACCGAGUUAUCGGACGUAUAUCUGAGAGAUUCUCGGGGGAGACAGGUCACUCCUCGCAUUUCUCUUUCCGACAACUUUGGAGAAACACCGAUUUCUCACCGCCCAGUACCGAGGCCUAGACCUCCCAGGAGGCCACCACUGCAUGGUCCUGGGAAGAAGACGCCCGAGGAGAAGGCCUCGGAAUCGGUGCAGGUGCUGGAACGGAAGAAGGAGCUGAUCGGGCCGGGCAUUGACAAAGGCGGCGCGACGCUCGCGAACGAGAAGCGGAGGGCGGGGUUUAUUGAUGAUGCGGGGUUCGAGGAGGAGGUCGAUUCAGAUUGA
Eremomyces bilateralis CBS 781.70 is the source of this 3555-nucleotide messenger RNA. RefSeq lists its product as uncharacterized. Bases 1 to 3555 code for a protein of 1184 amino acids. The transcript is spliced from 2 exons. The record is from RefSeq and is a predicted model, not a curated record. Lineage: Eukaryota; Fungi; Ascomycota; Dothideomycetes; Eremomycetales; Eremomycetaceae.